GUUCUCUAGAAAUGGACCUCGACGAAGUACUUCCAUGUGUUGGAGAAUAUGGCAAGUACCAGAAACUAGUGCUUUGGUUUAUACUGCUACCAGGGGUGUUUCCAUGUGGAUUCCAUGCUUACAAUCAGCUCUUCAUGGCUGCCACCCCUGACCACUGGUGUCAUGUACCGGAGUUGGGUCACAUGGAGAAAGAAAGUGCGAGAAAUUUAAGUAUACCUCUACAAACUACACUGGAUGGGCAACUUAGAUUCAGCAAAUGCAACAUGUACAACAUAUCUUAUGAAAAUUACACCAAGGCAUCUAAAAAUACCGUUACUGCUCCAAAUAAUGCUCCAACAUCUUCCUGCAAGAAUGGCUGGUACUUUGAUGGAGUAUACAAAUCUACAGUCACUGAGUGGAACUUGGUGUGCGACAGAGACUUCUUGGUCACUCUAGCUUUGGUACUUCUUGGAGCCAGCGGUUUGGUCGGCAACUAUAUCUUCGGCUACAUCCAAGAUGGCAUGGGAAGAAAACCAGCUUACUUCAUAUACUUGUUAAUCCAAUGCAUCUUUGGAACAGCAACAGCAUUUGCCUCGAACUAUCUCAUGUGGGUCAUAUUCAGGAUCGGAGUCGGCUUCACAGUACCGGCCAUUUUGGGCACACCGUACGUUAUGGCAAUUGAACUAGUCGGUCCGAAAUAUAGAGUGACCGUUACCAUCCUGAUCAACAUUGCCUACUCCCUAUCUUUAGUCUCUUUAGCCAUCAUCGUCUGGGCUAUCACAGAUUGGAGGUGGAUGGCCAUCCUCACCACGCUGCCUUUCGCAGCUCUGUUUGUCACUUGGUGGGUACUACCGGAGAGUCCUAGAUGGUUGCUAGCUCGAGAGCGCUACGAUGAAGCAGAGAGAAUUCUUUGCAAAAUGGCAAAAGUGAAUGGUAAAAAUGUCUCCAAAGACUUCCUCCAAAAGCACAUCGCAUCGAAACCGCAGGAUUUGGAUUCUAAGCAGCCUGCAAAUCCAGAACAAGAGAAAUAUGGCAUUCGACAUCUCUUUAGAUACAAAAACCUUCGAUGGAAAACUGUCAUAAUAACUUUCUUGUGGUUUACAAAUACCAGUGUUUACGUAGGUCUUUCUUAUUAUGCCCCAGCACUCGGUGGAGAUGAAUACCUUAAUUUCUUUCUGGCUGGAGCAGUAGAAUUCCCCACUUACCUUUUUCUGUGGCCAGCUAUGGAACGACUUGGCAGAAGAUGGACGUUAUGUAUGAGCAUGAUCGUUGGGGGAACUUCAUGCUUAGCUACUUUUGUUGUUCAAGAAGAUUACUUAACUACAUUAGUCUUGUACUGCAUGGGCAAAAUGGGCAUAUCGUCAUCGUUUGUAGUUCUACCCCUAAUGGCCUCGGAGCUGUACCCAACUGUUGUCAGGGGACUUGGAAUGAGUCUUAGUUCUGUUAUCGGCAUGUUGGGACCGAUUUUUAUACCGUUAGUGAAUUAUUUGGGUUCAGACAUGUUAACACUGCCAUUAAUAAUCAUGGGAGCCUUACUGAUAGCUGGUGGCUUGUGCUCCUUACUACUUCCCGAGACCCUAAACAAACAUCUGCCACAAACUUUAGAAGAUGCCGAGAAAGCACCAUUAGACUGCUUUGUAUGCUGUGAAAUUCCCCAGAAAGAAGAACUCGUCUCGGAAGAAAUACGGGAGACACCAAUUUAAUUAGAUAAGCAAAAUAAUUUCAACUCACGUAAAUGACAUUGUGGAAUGUUAGAGAAAAAAAUGUAUUAAAUCUGCAUGCCGUUCCUUUGAAUCAAAUAAAGUUGUGCAAAAAAAAACCAAAGGUGACACGCCACCUAUGAAGAGUUUCGCUAAUCGCGGUACUGAUAACCCUUAACGCUGGCAUCUCUGAAUGACAGCGUUUGCAUCUAUAAAGUCAAACAUAAAACACCCACCCGAUAGACGUCCCAUUGUCACUCGCGGGGAUACCAGGCACCCAUUUUUUGCAAAAGCUGCACAAACUAAACACAAGCUGAAUAGGAUGAUUGAUUUCCAUAUCUGCGACCAUAACCAACCGAAUACAACAAUAUUUCAUGCUUUUUGGAGACAGAUUCCAUUCAAGCUGUGUCGUGUGUUUAGUUUAUGCAUACAACGUCAAUACACUGUGAGUACAAUGGGACGGAAUGGCGGAUCUAAGUACUGUGUUGUCCGAAGCUUAAAGUUGGCAUGGUGCCUGUGUAUUGGAAUAUCAUGAUUUUGGAAGCAUACGUUUUAUCUACUCUGGGGCACCAUAAACUGCACUCUGGGUCCCUUUGAGUCCCGGAGCUCGACGCACAGUGGCACAGUACGGUAUCGUAGAUCCUCCCCUGAUGGGACGCCGAUGUGGUGGGUGUUUCUUAUUUGGCUUCCUAGAAGCAAACGCUGUCAUUCAGAGAUGUAAUUAAUGCUGACAACGUAAAAGCGUUGGCAGUACCCCAACCCACGAACCCUUGAUUGGUCGCGUGUCACCUUUGGCUAAUUUUUCGCACAUCACAAUAUUGAGUUUUUCAAUAGACCCAUUUCAGAUGUUUGCUCUCCGUUAUCCAUUUACAAACUACUAAC
Acanthoscelides obtectus is the source of this 2561-nucleotide messenger RNA. Lineage: Eukaryota; Metazoa; Arthropoda; Insecta; Coleoptera; Chrysomelidae. The record is from the annotation of a GenBank genome assembly.